This is a messenger RNA of Argiope bruennichi, 2011 nucleotides long. RefSeq lists its product as uncharacterized. The record is from RefSeq and is a predicted model, not a curated record. The transcript has 2 exons. Bases 577 to 1485 code for a protein of 302 amino acids. Lineage: Eukaryota; Metazoa; Arthropoda; Arachnida; Araneae; Araneidae.
CAACUCCACGGUCAUUCUAUGCAAUCUAUAUUUAUUAGCUCCAGAGAUCAUUAUCUUUAUUACACAUCCUGUACCUAAUCCUAACUAAUCCGUAGAGAAAUACAAGCAAUAUUUUAGAAUUCAAUAUACACUCUAAGCUGAUACUCUGCCUUCGCUUUAAUAUAAUGUGAUAUUAAAGAUAUAGAUAGAGAAUUUAAACGGGACGUAACAAAAUACACCUUAAGUAGAAAUCAUGUGCCUGAAGUGUAAAUAGCACAUUCUUCUGUUUAUCAAGCUAAUCAAUUUAUCAGAAUUAUUGCAAAAAAGACAACAACUAGUUUUUGAUAUGCAGCUGGAGGUAAAGCGUUAGUUUCCUUUGGAUUGUAAGAAACAUAAGCCUUGCAAAAGUGGCCUCUAUCCCAACUUGUACUCACAAUCAUCAUAGUUUAAACGUCCAGUUAGCUAUCGAAAGCGUUUUAGCAAUACACUGAUUAUGUCUUUUUCAAAUGGUAUUGAGAAAAUCGUAACUACUAUUUCAAACACGUUGCCACAUGCGCGUUCCUAAAUGUUGAAGUAUUAUUACUUGUAGAUCUCAUAAUGGCAGACAAUCAAUCGAAGAAGGAUAAGAAAAAGAAGAGAAAAUCGUAUAUCAAAGAUGGUGUCGUGCUCAAGGUGUCAGACAUCGAACGCGAAUGUGACAGGCUGCGUAGGAGGCCCAGGGCUGCUCUGUAUCCGCUUUUGCCAAUCACCGAACCCUUAAAAUUGAAGCGGAAGUCUAUCCACAUUCCAAAGGGUAGACGGCGGCAUCGGAAACACUGCAGAAAGAGAUUAAAUCAGGUUGGCAUUGAAAGGCGGAAGACGCCUAUUUGUCGGGGACUGAACAGUCGCACACGCCUGGUGACCACCACCACCACCAGUGGCAGUGAGGUCAGCAGUCUAGCUUGCUCAAGGAAUAGGGACCUUCUAGCUUUGCACAAUCAGAAAGACUCGCUCAACAAACCCCAUUGGGCAUCCGCGGAACUGUUCUGUGGGGAUUGCUCUUUCGAACCUCCAAGGAACUUUGGGACACUAGAGCAUCCAAGACACCACCACUACCACCACAAGAAGCAGAAACAUCGAAUCUGUCAUCACAAUCCUCUUCUGAUUGGACACAGGACUUCAGUGACCACCUCACUGAAGGACCUAAGGGGUCAUGUUGGCAAGCACCGCAGGAGGUGUCUUGAUCCAGAAUCUGGCCUUGGGGAUAGGGAAAGUACGUCCAGCAACAGCAGGUCGCGAAAGAUAGUGAGUUUCAUAGUAGCUUCGGUGGCCUCUUUUAUCUUGAUGAUGUGCGUGGCAUUGGUGGCAGUGACUUUGAGGUUAACACCAGCCAUUGAUGAACUCGUGCGCAAAGGAAACGAAGAAAUCUAUCGUUCCAUGUCAGCUGGUGCUUCUACUUCUUCGCCGACGACAGAGGACGCUGUUGUCGCAAACAACACAACGCCAUCUAGCGGCACACCAGGAUGAUGAACAGGUGCCACUGAAAAAACGAAGACGUAGUUCAUUAUUGUGUAAUAUGAAAAUAAAAUGUGUCAACUAGAUUGUUACGUUGCGUAGAUUCUAUAACGAGUUAAAAGCUUAAAGUGUUGUUAUGGGAUUUAUCCAGGUUUAUAUUGAAUAAACUGGUACUAUACUACUUUAAUUCAGAAGCUCAAAUGCUUAAAAAAAAGUUGUUCUUACUAAAAUCCAUUACCUUUGGAAUUCAAUGAAUUUUUCACAUUCCAAUUCAGAUUCAAGCUUAUUUCUAGCAUGCGAAAUAAUAUAAUCCCUCAUUAUAUAAUUGUUUCUAGAGAUACGAAAUGAAAAAAAGGUUCGCUUCCGGCGAAUUUUUGUGCCAAAACAAAGAGCUACAUUUUAAAUCACUAAUUUUUGCUUAAUUUCUUUACCGAAUUGAAACAUUCUCUUUAAUUAUAAUGAAAGUAAUUUUUUUAAUCCAAUUAUAGCUUUUUUUUUCCCUUUGAAGUAAACUUAUAGCUCCAUAUUUUUAACAUUA